Molecule: messenger RNA, 744 nt
Organism: Cetraspora pellucida
Lineage: Eukaryota; Fungi; Glomeromycota; Glomeromycetes; Diversisporales; Gigasporaceae
Source: the annotation of a GenBank genome assembly
AUGUCUAAUAAUGAAAAUAUAUCAAGUAGUUCUAAAAAUAAAAAACAUGAUACAACAUCAGAAAGUUCGAAUGAUAGUGAUUUGAAAACAAAGAAAAUUAUUUUAAAUGAUGAGAUUGAAAAAAUAUGUAAAGCUAUUGAAAACAAAGAAAAUAUAGAUUUAGAUAAAACAAUAGAAAUAUUAAAACAAGUUAGCAAUUUAACAAUAACUAAUUACAAUAGAGUUUAUAAUGAACAAAAUGAAACUAUUAAUGCAUUGAAAUUGAUUAAUUUAAAUUUAGCAUGUGAAGUACAAUAUUAUAAAGAAUGUCUUUGUGAAGAAUUAAUACAAACAAUCAAAGAAUGGUUUAAUGAUUUACUUGAUAUAGGAUAUACAAAUGCUAAAGGAACAGUAAAAAUCAAUGGUUAUCCUAUCAAUGUUGUAUUUGAUAGUAGUUGUUUAGAAUCUUCUAUGCCUAAUCAUAUUAGAGAACAACUAGGAUUACAAAUUACUGAUUAUAGAUGUUCUUCUACUACAUCCAAUGGUGAAAAAAAAACAUGUUAUGAAAUGUUAAUGGUUGAUAUUGAAAUUGGUGGUAAAAUUGUUAAUUUUCCAAUUAAAGUAGUUGAAUCUAUUAAAGAUUAUCUUUUGUUAGAUACAUUUUUUUUUAUAACUACACAAGUGAAGCUUAAUUAUAAAAAAAUAAUUAUUGAAAUGAAAUAUAAUCAUGAAAAAUUUUCUACACUGUUUACUAUUUCAAAAUAG